Molecule: messenger RNA, 156 nt
Organism: Funneliformis mosseae
Lineage: Eukaryota; Fungi; Glomeromycota; Glomeromycetes; Glomerales; Glomeraceae
Source: the annotation of a GenBank genome assembly
AUGAAAGCUCUUCGUGGCCACGGUUUCAGCCGUGAACGGUUCUUCCCUGUUUCCGAAGUCCCAAAUGCUCUGCGCUGGGGAUUAGGCGUGGUGACAAAGGGAAAGAUAUAUGCUGACGUAUUCAAAUAUCUCAGUGUUAUUCAAUGCAAAACUUGA